AUGAAAUCAAUAUCAUUAGCAAAUAGCUCCAUUAGAGAUGCUGAAAUAAAUGUAAUUGAAGGAAAAUUUCAAUACAUAUUUGAUUAUCCAUGCAAAUCAAAUUCAGUAUGCACAGAUUAUGUUCUAUCUUUAGCACCUGGAGUAUAUAAAUUUGAAUUAUAUGGAGCAUCGGGUGGUUCUGCAAGGAAUGUUGUUUCAACAUAUAGAUUCGAAAAUAACACAUGCAUUUCCGAUGCAGUUGUUCGCAGAUAUAAUGGUAAUACUGCCUGCUUACAAAUGUCUAGUAUAGGAGGUGCAGGCGGCUAUAUCUCCGGUAAAAUCCGUAUUCCCCGAGAAACUGUCACUUUUUUGACUGUGGGAGGGAAAGGAAUCUAUUCCCAUACACUUAUUGAAAUGAGUACUGCUCGAUGUUUCUCAAGAAAAUAUAUGAUUCCAGGAGAAUAUGGUGGCGGAGGGGGUGCCUCUAAUUUCUGUGAUGUUGAAGGUUCUGAGGCCUGCGGGACAGGAAGUGGAGGUGGUCAAACCGCCGUCAAAUUUUCGGAAAAUGAUUUGUGGCAUAGAGUAAUGGUAAGUGGAGGAGGUGGUGGUACCGACAAUAUAUUCGGCACCUUUGGAGGUAAUGAAGAUGGCUCUGGAGGCGCUGGAGGAAAUUUGGUAGCACAAAGUUGGUUUGCAGGUGGAGUUUUGCAGAAACAAUAUUUUGCGGAUUCAACAAAAGGUUUUACCUUUGGUACAGGGGAAGGAGCCAGAUAUGGAACGCCAAAAAAUAAUAAAGCUGUUCCAAAUGGCAAUAAUGUCGAUAACGGAGGUGCUGGGGCGGUUGGUUUGGUGGCUUUGCUUCUCAACAGGGAGAUGCUGGUGCAGGUGGUGGAAGCUCAUGGGCUUUAA
Molecule: messenger RNA, 888 nt
Organism: Trichomonas vaginalis G3
Lineage: Eukaryota; Parabasalia; Trichomonadida; Trichomonadidae
Product: glycine-rich protein family
Exons: 1
Coding region: 1-888 (295 amino acids)
Source: RefSeq, a predicted model, not a curated record